Molecule: messenger RNA, 5024 nt
Organism: Trichechus manatus latirostris (Florida manatee)
Lineage: Eukaryota; Metazoa; Chordata; Mammalia; Sirenia; Trichechidae
Gene: SLCO4C1
Product: solute carrier organic anion transporter family member 4C1
Exons: 13
Coding region: 49-2187 (712 amino acids)
Biological process (GO): sodium-independent organic anion transport; transmembrane transport
Cellular component (GO): plasma membrane
Molecular function (GO): protein binding
Source: RefSeq, a predicted model, not a curated record
GUUUUUUGCUGCUCCGAGGCACUGGGGUCGGGAGAACCCAUUCUCACCAUGCAGGACGCCAAAGGCAUCGAGAACCCGGCUUUCGUCCCCUCCAGCCCGGACACCCCGCGCCGUUUGUCUGCAUCGCCCUCUCACGUAGAGGUCUCUGCCUUGCCCUCUGACACGCAGAAAGAAGAUUCACAGCUGCAGGAGCCUCAGGAGCCCCAGAAGUCACCGGAGCCACAACAGCCGCAUUCUGCCUCACCUCUUCCAGGAACUCACUCUGCCUCCCAGGAGCGAUCCAGGCCACGUUCGCUACCCGAGUUUGAGGAGGGGCCCUGCGGAUGGGGGAACUUCCACCCCGAAUGUCUCCAGCGGUGCAACACGCCACGGGGCUACCUGCUUCACUACUGCCUUCUGGCCCUUACGCAAGGUAUUGUAGUCAAUGGCCUAGUAAAUAUUAGCAUUUCUACUAUUGAGAAGCGCUAUGAAAUGAAGAGUUCCCUGACUGGCCUGAUAUCAUCCAGCUAUGAUAUCUCAUUCUGUGUGUUGUCUAUAUUCGUAUCAUUCUUUGGCGAGAGAGGACACAAACCAAGAUGGCUUGCAUUUGCAUCCUUUAUGAUAGGACUAGGGGCACUUGUAUUUUCCUUGCCACAAUUUUUUAGUGGAGAAUAUCAACUGGGGUCCAUUUUUGAAGAUACUUGCUUAGCAACAAGGAAUAGCACCAGUUGUACCUCUUCAGCUUCUUCACUUUCUAACUACUUGUAUGUCUUCAUCUUGGGACAACUGUUGCUGGGAACAGGAGGAACUCCUCUCUAUACCCUAGGAACAGCUUUUAUUGAUGAUUCUGUGCCCACACACAAAUCUUCUCUCUAUAUAGGAAUCGGCUAUUCUAUGUCAAUCUUAGGCCCUGCAAUUGGCUAUGUUUUGGGAGGACAACUGCUAACCAUAUAUAUUGACACUGCUAUGGGACGAAGCACUGGUAUCAACAAAGAUGAUCCACGCUGGCUGGGAGCUUGGUGGAUAGGAUUUCUUUUGGCUUGGCUCUUUGCUUGGUCUUUGAUAAUACCUUUUUCUUGCUUCCCAAAACAUUUACCAGGUACAGCAAAAAUUCAAGCUGGAAAAAUUUCCCAGGCUCAUCAGGAUAAAAGUAGCUCCAUACGACAAGCAGAUGAGAAUUUUGGAAAGAGCUUUAAAGAUAUUCCAGCUGCUCUAAAGAACCUGAUGAGGAAUACUGUCUUUAUGUGUUUAGUUUUAUCAACUAGUUCAGAAGCCUUAGUUACUACUGGAUUUGCUACAUUUUUACCUAAAUUCAUAGAAAAUCAGUUUGGAUUGUCCUCCAGCUUUGCAGCUACCCUUGGAGGGGCUGUUUUAAUUCCUGGAGCUGCUCUUGGUCAGAUUUUAGGUGGUGUCAUUGUUUCAAAGUUCAAAUUGACGUGUAAAAAUACAAUGAAGUUUUCAUUGUGCACAUCUGUGGUUGCACUUGUGCUGAGUUUCGUAUUUGUUUACACCAAAUGUGAAAAUGGGCCGUUUGCUGGUGUGUUGGAACCAUAUAAAGGGACAGGAGAGCUGAGAAAUUUGACAGCUCCUUGUAACGCCAAUUGUAACUGUUUGCGAUCAUAUUAUUAUCCUGUCUGUGGAGAAGAUAGAGUUCAAUAUUUUUCUCCCUGCUUUGCAGGUUGUACAAAUUCUGUUUCAGAAAGACAGCCAAAGGUCUAUUACAACUGUUCCUGUAUUGAAGGGACUAUAGAGAUAACAUCUGCAGAAAGUUUUUAUUUUGAAGCUAAACCUGGCAAAUGUGAAACUCAGUGUGCAAACUUGCCCAUAUUCCUUGGCAUUUUCUUUGUUACUCUUAUUUUUACCUUUAUGGCUGGUACUCCCAUAACUGUGUCCAUCCUUAGGUGUGUUAAUAACAAGCAACGGUCUCUAGCUUUGGGAAUACAGUUUAUGUUUCUCCGAUUACUGGGCACAAUACCUGGGCCAAUUGUAUUUGGUAUAACAAUUGACAGCACAUGUGUUCUCUGGGAUAUUAACGAAUGUGGAGUUAAAGGAGCUUGCUGGGUUUAUAAUAACAUCAAGAUGGCCCAUAUGCUAGUGGCAAUAAGUGUUACUUGUAAAUUUAUCACCAUUUUCUUCAAUGGGCUUGCAGUCGUUUUGUAUAGACCACCUCCAUCAGACACAGAUGUGUCAUUUCAAAAGGAGUUGUGACUACUGUUUCAGUAGAAUGUGAUCGCAACAAAGCAUGAAAUGGAGGCUGAAAUAGAAGGAGAGGAGGAUACUUUACAGCUGGAAAAUUGACUUGUAAGAAUGCACAGUGCCAUUGUAGCAUUAUCUACUCAAUAAGGACAAUCAUAUUUUAAAAACCGAUGUUUUAUAAUUGAAUAUGUUCCUUGUAUAUUUAUAGAUUUUAUUUUCUUUUGUUUUAAUGUAAGAAGCAGACAUGUGCCUUCAAAGCUCGCUAAAAGCCUCAAACACACACGUACACAUUCACUGAUUUUUCAUUGUCCAGCUCUGCAAUCCCCAACUAGUAACCAACUAAACUAGAAAAAAGCCAAUGAUUAGUUAAAAGUUUACAUUUUAAAAGGGCAGUGUAUGUCUCUCUCUCUCUUACAGCUUAUUUUAUUUUAAUUAUUAUUGAUAAUAUUUUGGGUUUAUUUAGCAAAUUUAUAGUAUAAAAAUUUAAACUAACCAAGUUUCUGUGACGGUGUUCAGGAAAUACUAUUAAAGCUCAUGAAUUUAAAACUAGCUAUAUAACAUAAUUUGUUUUUAAAUUUAUAACUAGUUAGGCCUUUAUUUAUCACAGCGAGUUAAUGAGCUCUUAGAAUGUGGGUUAUGUGUCUUCUUUGUGUUCCAGUAUAUAGGGAAUACAGAAAUAUCAGCAAUGUAUACACUUGUUUUCACUUUAACGCAAGAAUUCCAGGAGGUUUUUUGUUGAUAUGCUGAUUCUUAACCUUUAACUUUUAUGAUUCUGUGAUAGCAUCACUCAAUUAUGUCUUCCAUGAGGAAAGUAUCAGCUUCAGUAAAAUGCCAAUCAGACAUCAAAAAAUUUCUUGACAAACUAUUGAUCAACCUUUAUUUACUUAGUAAUUUAAUUUUUCUAAUUUUAAAAACUUUUCACCUAGCACAUUACUUAUAACACCUAGAAUUGUGCUUUUCACAUAGUAAAAACCCCAAAACCAAAGCCAUUGCCGUUAAGUCGAUUUCAACUCAUAGCAAUUCUAUAGGACGGCGUUGAACUGCCCCACAGGGUGGAUUUGAACUGCCUAGCUUUUGGUUAGCAGCCAAACACUUAACCACUGCACCACCAUGGCCCAUCUCUAAUUGUCAUUUGAUUAAAGCAUUAAAUCCCAGUCUUUAACGGUGUUUAUUUCAGAGUCGAAGUCUUUCACAUACAUGAUAACAUUUAUAACUUCACUACAUUUAUUCAGGUUAGACUUAUGUUAAAUUUAUCUGUUCUAAAGAUGUAGGGGAUAGAUUAGUGAACAUCAAGAAAAGUAACUUCUGUAAUGGUUAGGAAUUUUACUGAUUAUGAAAAGGGUGGAAGUCUGUUUCAGUUCAAACCCAGAGAUGAUCGCAUUUGAAAUUUUCAUAAAAUGAAGUUACUAAUUUAACUAAGAUUCAUUACCAGCUUUUUCCUAUCAGCAGUAUGUUACAUACAGUGAUUGUAGAUAACACAAGCUGAGAGUAAAGGCUUGGUAGGAAACCAGGAUCAGAAGCACUAUAAAUUCACAGAAUUUAAGAAAUUAUAUUUGGUAGUCUGUGACCAACAAGGAUUCAAGAACUUCAUAGUGCUUUUAAACUGAAAUUCAAGGAUAAGUAAUAAGUUAGGAGUUGUGCAAGCUGGCACACUUGAAUAUUAGAGAAGUCGGCCAGGAAUUAGAGAGAGAGGCCUCCUCAAACCAAGAAUGUAUGAAUACAAAAGAAGUUCGAAGCCAAAAUGGUGGGGAGCCAAAAAUCCAGGUAGCUGGGAAGCAGAAAAUUAAUAUCAAGCAAAGGGACAGUGCAAGAUAGGCCGGGGAACAAACGUAGGAUACCUCAGUUCAGGAGCCAUCUCCCUUCCACCCCACCACACACAUUUUAUAUGCUAUUUCUUGUUGCAGCAAAGCUAAAGGAGUUUUAGGCUUUCUGUGUUCUAUACAUGGAAAGAAAGAAUUGAAUAGAAUUUUGUGGCUGUAGAAUAAUGAUGAAUCCUGAGAUCUGAUAGAGAUCACUGAUAGAAAUGUGAAAUGACAGCAAGAGAUGAAACAAUAACUAUAAAAGCAAACCAAAAAAACCCAACUAAACCCAUUGCCAUUAAGUCUAUUCCAACUAAUAACAACCCUAUAGGACAGAGUAGAACUGCCCCAUAAGGUUUCCAAGGAGCACCUGGCGGAUUCAAACUGCCGAUCUUUUGGUUAGCAGCUGUGGCUCUUAACCACUAUGCCACUAGGGUUUUCUAUAUUAGUCUAGGGCCACUUAAUUUAGAGAAGGAAAAAAAUCACCCCAUAUAUAGAAAUAGUUUGCUAAACAAGCCUUAAAUAAUUGGCAUUCAUUAUAAUUCUUAGUUAUCAAGAGUUACAUUUUACUCAACAUACUCAACCUUAUAAGGUGACACAUUUUUAUAUAGUUUUUAAUGGAAGUAAUUCAAGUGAAAAUAAUUCCGACAUUUAAAGGGAGUUGUACUCUGUCCUUUAUAAUAUGCAUAUUUACAAAGAAUACCUCUCAUAAAUAAGGCAAUACAGACACUACUGUAAUUUGUAAUCAUAGUUUAUCAUUUUGGACUUAUCUAGAUUAUAUUGGUUGAUAGGCGACUUUUAGAAGUAAAAUUUUUCAUAAUAUGUAUUUUUUUAAAAUUUAUACUGAUUUUUCAGAAAGCUUGAAUUUAUAAGUCGACCUACUGUGAUUUUUGUAUAUAGCUGGAUGUGGGUCUGAAAACUGUUAACAUUUUAGGUUCUUUAUCUGUAGGAAAUACAAAUGUAAAAACUUACACAUUGAAAGAAUUGUAUAUAAUUGAUUCAGUUAUGUGUAUUUGAGGCAAAUGUAAAUAAAAUUUUAUAUCGAUUGUC